Populus nigra (black poplar) is the source of this 1251-nucleotide messenger RNA. RefSeq names its product probable glycosyltransferase At5g11130. Lineage: Eukaryota; Viridiplantae; Streptophyta; Magnoliopsida; Malpighiales; Salicaceae. The record is from RefSeq and is a predicted model, not a curated record. The coding region runs from base 218 to 1225 and encodes 335 amino acids. The transcript has 2 exons. Gene Ontology annotation, molecular function: glycosyltransferase activity.
AUUAUUUUAGUACAAGAGUAAUAUAUAUAAUACGAUUUAAUCUCAAUCAAUCUUGUUAUGAGUUUUUGUUUUUAAUAUUUCUUUUCUUCUAUCAAUAAAGUUUUUAGUUUAUAUUUUUUUUUCUAAUUAGUUUUUAGUGGAUUGUAUAUGUAGUUUCAUGUCCCUCGUAUAGUAAUUAUAUAUUAUUCUUUUAUAUUUAUUUAGGAGCCACAUUGAGAUGGAGAAGAGAUUUAGAGUGUGGACAUACAGGGAAGGAGAGCAACCACUUUUUCACAGAGGCCCAAUGAAUGAUAUUUACUCCAUCGAGGGGCAAAUCAUUGACGAACUGGACAGUGGCAAGAGCCCAUUUUCAGCUAAAAAUCCUGACGAGGCACUUGCAUUUUUCGUCCCAGUUAGCAUCGCCAGUAUCCUUCAUUUCAUCUACAGACCUUAUGUCACCUACUCUCGUAAGCAAAUCCAGGACAUUGCUGAGGACUACAUUGGCCUCAUUUCCAGCAAGUAUCCGUACUGGAAUAGAAGCAGUGGAGCUGACCAUUUUAUGAUUUCCUGUCACGAUUGGGCACCAGAUGUUUCGGCUGCCAACCCUGAUCUGUACAGGAACUUCAUUAGAGUUCUAUGCAAUGCCAAUUCCUCCGAAGGGUUCAAACCGGCGAGGGAUGUCUCCUUGCCUGAAUUUAAGCUCCCGCGUGGAAAGUUAGAACCAGAACACAUCCUCCAGCCUUGUGAUAACAAUCGUUCGAUCCUUGCCUUCUUUGCCGGGGGUAGCCAUGGGAGUGUAAGAAAGAUAUUAUUCAAACACUGGAAAGAAAAAGACAAUGACAUUCAAGUUUACAAAUACCUCCCUGAAACCCUAAAUUACACCGAGCAAAUGAGUAAGAGCAGGUAUUGCCUGUGCCCUAGUGGAUGGGAAGUUGCAAGCCCUAGGGUAGUCGAGGCAAUCUAUUCAGGCUGUGUUCCAGUGAUCAUUUCAGACUAUUAUGUUCUACCUUUUAGUGAUGUUCUUGACUGGAGCAAGUUUUCUGUUCAUAUCCCGGUUUCAGGGAUCCCAGAAAUCAAGACAAUUUUACAAAGCAUUCCUGUGGAGGAGUAUUUGGAGAAGCAAAAGACGGUUCUUCAAGUGCAGAAACAUUUCAAGCUCCAUCGACCAGCUAAGCCCUUCGAUGUGGUGCAUAUGGUGAUGCAUUCUGUGUGGCUCCGAAGGCUUAAUAUCAGGCUGCCAAGAUAAGAAAUUUCAUGAUUUAGAUUAUAGCU